UUGCGAUCUGAUCACCAACGGUGGACCAUUUAAAGAUGCAGAGUAUAAUAUCUUUCAUAUUCCUGGUGCUAUCCCUGGUCCCUUUUGGACAGGGGGAGACACAAGAGCGUGUCCUAUAUAAUGUCACCUACGGACCGGAUGUGGAACAGUUGCUGGACUUGUACCUGCCCGAUAAUGAUACCAUCCAGUGGAACAAGGUCAUCCUCAUGCUGCACGGUGGCUCCUGGGUCUCUGGGAAGAAGGAGCACAUCAACGGGCAGGUGAGAAGGUUCAGAGACCUUCUCCCCGACUAUGUCAUUGCCAAUAUGGACUAUCGCCUAGGCACCUACCAAAGCCCGGGAUUCCCAAAACAGGUGGAAGACGUCCAGAUGGCCGUGUCCUUCCUGAAAGCUUCCUUCCCUACGACGUCCCUCUCCUUCACGCUGUUCGGCACCUCGGCCGGCGCCCAUAUCUCACUCCUUUACGCGUACGGCCGGGAUCGCGACAUCGGCGACGUGAAAGUUGUCGUGGAUCACAUUGGCCCCGUUGAUUUCAUGGACCCCGGGUACUGCGAUACCCUCAUUGUUCGACCCGUCCUCAUGCCCCUCUUCGGAAACCGGUCCAACUGUCAGGAAUACCCGGAAACGUGGAGGGAAGCUAGUCCCCUUACGUAUGCCGGUGUCGGAUCCCCGGCAACGAUCGGUUUUUACGGGGAUGCCGACCUUGUUGUGCCAUUCGGUCAGAUGGUGGCGUUGCAAGAGAGGCUGGACCAGGCCGGUGUGCCGAACCAGUUUACCCGUUAUGCCGGCGGACAUGGGGACGACUGGGCGGCAGAGGAUGUUGAAGAUAUGUGGAGAAAGAUAGCGCCCUUUGUGGAGUUACACUCAUAAAAUAUUUUUUUGGGAUAAUAAUUAAUGUGUGGGGUAAAAUUCGGGUUGCAUGUAAUAUGUUGUGAUUAAAAAUUUAAAAUAUGUACUACAUAUUAGACAUUUAAGGAACAUUUGAAAUUUCAAAAAUUUUGAUUCAAAAUUUAAUAAAUUACAAGUAUUUAAAAUUG
Molecule: messenger RNA, 1036 nt
Organism: Folsomia candida
Lineage: Eukaryota; Metazoa; Arthropoda; Collembola; Entomobryomorpha; Isotomidae
Exons: 3
Coding region: 36-869 (277 amino acids)
Source: RefSeq, a predicted model, not a curated record